Messenger RNA from Sceloporus undulatus (fence lizard), 6244 nucleotides. RefSeq names its product MCF.2 cell line derived transforming sequence like (gene MCF2L). Bases 970 to 4035 code for a protein of 1021 amino acids. Gene Ontology annotation, cellular component: extrinsic component of membrane; cytoplasm. NCBI's taxonomy places the organism in Eukaryota, Metazoa, Chordata, Lepidosauria, Squamata, Phrynosomatidae. The transcript has 30 exons. The record is from RefSeq and is a predicted model, not a curated record. Gene Ontology annotation, biological process: positive regulation of Rho protein signal transduction; intracellular signal transduction. Gene Ontology annotation, molecular function: protein binding; guanyl-nucleotide exchange factor activity.
AUAUGUAUAGAUACAGAUACAGACACAUAUUUACUAUACCAAAUAUCCAGAAAUCCCUGCACCAUUUCUGUAUUAACAUAAUCUUUAGUUUUGUUUACUGUAUUAUCAAGUGGGUUGGAAUAAUCUGUUCAAAUAUCACAAAGCAAUUAGAAAUUCAAGUCAUUCUGAGUUAUGGUUCCCUGUCAUUUCCAUUACAUUGCAAUUGGCUAGCAGUCAGCUGCUGGCAUUACACAAUUGGCUUGUAUAAAACAAGAGUGGAUCUUUUUAUUUGUACUCUGUGACUGUAGCACAUGCAGCUUAACAUAGCAAGAAAACAAAGGUCUUUCCUGACAACCCCUCCAUGAUCCAUCCUGUGUGCUGGCACUACAGAAACAGUGUCUCUUACCUCACCUUACCAAUAUCUUAGGGAAUGCUUUACAUAAUCACUUGAAGAUCAGUUCUUGAAAAUGCAGAAGACUAAAGAUUACAGAUUUCCAGGAUUAAAGUGAUGCGAGGAUUUUAGAUCCUAAGAGCCUGCUCUUCCAGGAAUGGAUGUACAGAGAGAGAAUACACAUGAAUAUAUAGAAAGCUGAAUCCUAUGAUUCAGCAAGAAAAAUUUAAAGGAAGAAGGAGAGGAAAAAUCCUUUUAUUCUGGAGUGGACAUUACUGAACCUUAUUGAAAGGAUGGAUUAUCACUCUACCAAAGAAAACAGCGAGCAAGAUACUGAGAAAAUGAAAUGGAUGCAUAUUUGUAUACCAGAUUAAUAAAACCCUGCUACCUGUGAAAAAGGUUCACAAGAUGCUGGAAUUGGAUUUAUCCUGGUCAUAGACCGCAGGCAAGACAAAUGGAGUUCUGUCCAAGCUUCUGUACUGAGAAUUGCGACAUCAUUUCCAGGAAACUUGCAGCUAGUUCUGGUCUUGAGACCGACAGGAUUUUUGCACAGAACUCUCUUUGACAUUGCAUUCAAAUUCCAUAGAGAUGACUAUAAGAUGAAGCUACCUAUCAUAAUGCUGAGCUCACUAGCAGAGUUAAAUAGCUACAUUGACAGAACACAGUUAACAGAGGAUCUUGGUGGCACUCUGGAUUACUGCCACAACAGGUGGCUGACACAUCGCACUGCUAUAGAGAGCUUUGCUCGAAUGGUGAAGCAAACAGCUCAGACACUUCGCUCAUUUGGAGCUGAACUGGCAGAAACAGAAUUACCAAAUGAUGUGGAGUCUACCAGUUGCCUCCUCACAGCACAUACUGAAAACAAAGUCAAAAUGAAGGAGGAUCUAAGAAUCGCAGUAGAACAAGGCCAUGAUAUUCUCCAUAGUAUUAAGAAACCAGUUCUUGAAAACCCAGAGUACAAGAUGAAUCCGGAUCAAGUGGAAAACCAGGUUACUGUGGAAAGGCUUCUAGCGCAACUAGAUGAAACAUCAACAGCCUUUGAUGAUUUUUGGUCUAAGCACCAACAGAAACUUGAGCAAUGCUUACAACUCAGACAUUUUGAACUGGAUUUCAAAGAGGUCAAAUCAGAUCUAGAGACUGUAUUUGAGAGGUUAACUCACUUCACAGAAAUGGGAAACAGCUGCUCACAUGUCGAACACAUUCUGAAAGAACUCACCAAUUUAGAAGACAAAUCACAGGACGUUCUGGAAAAGGCCAGGAUGCUCAUUUCUACGGGUGACCAGUUUAUUCAGAACAACCAUUAUGCCGUGGACUCCAUUUUCCCAAAGUGCAGUGAACUCCAACAACACUGUGACAUGAUUUCUGCACAAACAAAUAAAAUAAGGGCUCUCCUAAAUCAUUCAUUUGAACUACAUAGCCGGUUGGAAAAGUCCAUGAGGUGGUGUGAUGAAGGAAUUUACUUGCUGGCUUCACAGCUGGUAGACAAAUGCCAGACACAGGAUGGCGCAGAAUCAGCUUUACAGGAGAUUGAGAAAUUUUUGGAUACUGGUGGAGAAAAUAAACUCAAGGAACUAAAUAAUUUGUACAAAGAAUAUGAAGCUAUCCUUAGUGAGGAAUUAAUGGAACACAUACAAAAAGUUUUUCAGAAGCAAGAAAGUAUGGAAGAAAUGUUUAAAAAGAGGCAAGUCAGUCUUAAGAAACUAGCAGCUAAGCAAACUCGUCCAGUUCAGCCCGUGGCACCCAGGCCAGAGGUUUCUCUAAAGUCACCUUGUCCUUCUCCAGGGCUUCAGAGAGACUCUGAAGAUCCAUCCAGUCCUGACAAUCACAUGAUCCAGAGAACCAAUUUCAGAAGAGCCAAGAGUGAAAUGAAUGAAAUUCAUCAAACUAGAGGAGGAUCUAUGAUGGAUGAUGAAGAAAAUCUAGCUGUCUUACGGAAACAUGUAAUUAAUGAACUUCUGGAAACUGAACGAGCUUAUGUGGAAGAACUUCUGUGUGUCCUUGAGGGCUAUGCUGCAGAAAUGGAUAAUCCCUUAAUGGCACAUCUCAUUUCCCCUGGGCUGCAGAAUAAGAAGGAUGUAUUGUUUGGAAAUAUGGAAGAAAUCUAUCACUUUCACAACAGAAUAUUCUUGAGAGAACUAGAAAAUUACAUAGAAUACCCAGAACUGGUAGGAAGGUGUUUCCUUGAAAGGAUGGAAGACUUUCAGAUUUAUGAAAAAUAUUGUCAAAAUAAACCUCGAUCUGAAAGUCUGUGGAGGCACUUCUCAGACUCUGUGUUCUUUCAGGAGUGUCAAAGAAAACUUGACCACAAACUGAGUCUGGAUUCCUACUUACUGAAACCUGUUCAAAGAAUAACCAAAUAUCAGCUGUUACUAAAGGAAAUGUUAAAAUACAGUAAAAAUUGCGAAGGUGCAGAAGAUCUCCAAGAGGCAUUAACAUCAAUAUUGGGAAUUCUUAAAGCAGUGAAUGAUUCCAUGCAUCAGAUUGCAAUCACCGGCUAUGAUGGAAACAUGAAUGAACUCGGCAAACUUCUAAUGCAAGGCUCCUUUAAUGUAUGGACUGAUCAUAAAAAAGGUCAUUCAAAAGUGAAGGACCUGGCACGGUUCAAACCAAUGCAAAGGCACCUCUUCCUGCAUGAGAAGGCGAUAUUGUUCUGUAAAAAAAGAGAGGAGAAUGGAGAAGGAUAUGAAAAAGCACCUUCAUACAGUUAUAAGCAUUCUCUAAAUAUGACUUCUGUUGGAAUAACAGAGAACGUCAAAGGUGAUGCUAAAAAAUUUGAAAUCUGGUAUAAUGCAAGGGAAGAAGUUUACAUAAUACAAGCCCCAACCCCUGAAGUCAAAGCUACUUGGGUAAAUGCAAUCAGAAAAGUAUUGACCAGUCAACUACAGGCAUGCCGGCAAGCUAGCCAGCACAGAAUUCUAGAGCAUACACACAGUUUACCAUUACCUGCGUCGUUUAACACAAGCCCAUCUCGAAAUGAUGGAAGGAACAUCAGAAAACAGGAAGAGAGAAAUUCUGAUUUUGUAAGUCCAGAUGGUUGUGUCACCUCAGUCACAUCAAAGUAUCCUGAAAAAGGCAAAGCUUCUCCCAUCAGCCCAGACAAAAAUACUAAACGACAUGAAGUAAAGAGUGAUCCAACUCCAUUGGGUUUGAGAGAUGCAAGUUCUGUGUUAACAUGGAACAGGGCCAAGUGGGUCAGCACUUCUUAUCUUUUACUAGCUGCUCAGCGCAGGCAAGGGUGGUCAAAGGCAUCUCAGUCUGUUGAUGCUUCUGAAGAAAAUGAUGGUUGGUCUAGUGCAGAGGAUCCAUUCAAUUCCUCAGAUGCAGAAGAAGAAGGAAAAGGGGAGAAGAAGCUGAUUCCUGGUAAAUAUACUGCUGUGGCCAAUUAUGACAAAGGAGACUCUGAAGACUUGGUGCUGAAAAGUGGAGACUUGGUUCAGCUGAUCCAUGAAGGAGAAGAUGGGCUUUGGUAUAUAAAGAAUUUGAGCACAAGCAGGGAAGGAUGGGUCCCAGUCAACAGUCUCUUGGCAUUGCUUGGCAACUCAAAAUCUGCUCUUUCUCUGAACAGCUCAGAGUCAGUGGCUGGUUCAAGUACUCUGAGCUCAUCAUCAAGCUACAGUGAAAGCUGCACUGUUAGUAGCACCAGUGUCUCGGAUGUUAAAGGCUGACUGAAAAGAGUAGUCACGUCUCCUGUGAAGCUUUCCAACUUCAAAUAUAAAAACUGAAUAUUAGAUCAAAUAGAGAAGCACCAUGCUUGUUGGUCUUUUCAGUGUCUCUCCACCGACCAAGUUUAAGUGGUCAUUUACAAGGAUUUCUUAAAGGGAUUAAAUGAUAAUGUAAAAUGAUAAUUGGAAGCAUGGAAUAGUAGGGCAGCGUGUUGGAAAAGAGAAGUCUUCUUGAAGUUGCAUGUCAGACAUUUGCCACUUUUCUAGAACACAGUGAGCUCUACCAUGAAGUGGAAGAAUGUUAUGAAGAAAUCGAGUCAUGUUAAUUGGUGUAAAUUUGUACAGAUAAAACAACAAAUAUGAAGUUAAUGUAGAAUGUGAUAAACUUGAUCUUUACAUAUCACUGUACAUGAAAGCCUCCUAAGUCAAUGUGUGAUGUAUAGAAAAGUAAUGUUUAUAGCAGGGUAGGAAUCAUCUGGCCUCCACAUGUUUGGACAUCAGCUCUCCAUCAAGCCUAUCCAGCAGAGUCUUUUGUGAGAAAUCAUGGGAAUUGCAAUUCAACUGUACUUGGGGGGGGGGGUCUCAUUAUUUCCACUGCAUCUUCCAGAAUCAGGGGAUUCCAUUUCUGACUUUUUUUAACCACUGUGCUUUAUACCCAUAAAUGCUAUGUCACAAAAGAAAUGAACAGUUCCACUGCAACAGACACAAUUGUUUUUGUGUUUUGUUUUGUUUUUUACAGUAUGUGACAAUGGCUAUUUGGAUGUAUUUUUUACCACACAGCCAAAUCCUACACCAAGGAUGACUAUAGAAUGCUGGCAACUUGAAAAAGCAACAUCUGUUUCUUAAAAUUACUGAGUAGAAGCACUGACACAUAUUUUAUAGUGCUUAUAUUGUUAUUCAACGUUAUAUAAUAUCAUGCAGUUGCCCUUAGCACUUACAGUUAGAAAAUAGCCACAAGGUAUUAAAUGAAGCAUUCCUAAGUCUCUUGAGAUGGAAAUCUCACCGCUGUUUAAAGGUUAUUGUGAAAGUAAGAACACCAUUUGAGAAAGUGAACAUCAACAACUAUAGAUUUUUUUUAAAAAAAAACAACAAGAAAAAUAGUGUUUUAUAUCCUUUAUGUGAAAGAGAGAAAUGUUGUAUGACCAGUCUCCUCUAACAUAUGAUUUGCACAUCUUCAUUUCCAAAUACAAGCUGUAUGUAUUUUCUUAUAUAAACCAACCUGAAUUCUUACAUAUUUCCAAAUUAAUUUAUAUCAUUUAUACCUCAUUCAUGUAUUAUAUAAUGAAGAAUCGUGUUGAAGGGAUUUUUAACUGUCAGCACUUAUUAAAACUAGGAGGCUAGAAUAGAGCAAGAUAUAAUUAAUUUGAUUUGGCUUCCAGAUGUAUAAACAGUGUCUCAUCAUAUUAUUCUAAAUGCCAGAAAUAUAUUCUGGCUCACAGUUACAAUCAAGCUGUGUCUGACUCUGGUCAGUACAACAAUUUAUGUCUACCUAUAUAUGUUUAUAUGUGUGUUGUAUUUACUAAUGUAAAAUAUAUAUAUAUACUCUUCAGGCUGCUAAAGCUGCCUCUGUGUAUGUACUUAGGUUUCUUCAAAAGGCAGCACUGUGAAUGAUGUCUUAAGAUUUUAUUUUAUACCAUUUCCAGUGCAAAAGAUGCACCUCUUCAAAUCAUCUUGCAUAAAUAUUACUCUGCCAGCCAAGGCACUGUCUUUCCCAUCAUGGUAUUAAAAUAGCAAUAAUCUUUGUAACUUAUUUUGUAAAUAUGAACGCUAGAAAAAAUAAUGAUAUUCAUACUCAAAAAAUUGACCUAGAUUGAAGGAAUGCACACACAAGGAUUCAUAAUUCUCUCUGUGAUCACCCCAACCCCCUGCUGCCCAUGGUGCCAUUUUGGGUGUCUGAAAAGCAGUGAAUGGCUUUUUUAUAUAUAUAAUGUAGAAUGAAUAAAGUGAUUUACUGCUUCUCUGGUUCAUUUGAAGGAACUACUUUGGGAACCAAAAGCUAUAAAGUCCCUUCUGUUUUCACUUUGUCCCUGAUAGCAUCUUCCUGAAUUUCGCACGUGGUUGUACAUAUAUCAUUGCACUUUAAUACAGCCCACACAUUUCACUUUUCUAUUGUUGUUGUAAAUAACUUCUUCAGAAUCCAGUGUCUUUGAUGUUUGUAAAAAAAGUCUAAAUAAAUUUCAGCAAUUCUUGCUGAGUGGUCUCAAUAUAGCAA